Molecule: messenger RNA, 5391 nt
Organism: Entelurus aequoreus (snake pipefish)
Lineage: Eukaryota; Metazoa; Chordata; Actinopteri; Syngnathiformes; Syngnathidae
Gene: lamc3
Product: laminin, gamma 3
Exons: 29
Coding region: 355-5184 (1609 amino acids)
Source: RefSeq, a predicted model, not a curated record
CAUGCAAGGAAGGACAGCAAGCAGCCUCAACCGCACGAUCUACUCUACAAGUUUCUCCAAACACAACAAUGAUGGAGGGAAUGUCCACGGUCUAACGUUGUACCCCCCCACUGAUGAGACACCCUCCCUACCCGACCCCAGACCCUCCUCUGUACUGUCUCGGGCUGGCCCUGAAGAGAGGCGUUCCCUGCAUCGGCCUCCACAUGUUGAGGACUGAGGACUUGGACAAGCUUCUUUCUACACGGCUGGUAUGAUUUGGCUCCAGGGUGGUUUUUGUCUGUUUUCAUCUCGGCAUCAAAGUAAGAGUCGGGUGUGAAAGUUUGUGUGAAGUGUACAUGCGGAAAGUUGCCCUCCAUGCGAUUGAAGCCUCGUGUAGAAAUGUUUGCGCAUCCCGCCGUCUGGUUUCAUCUCCUGGCACUCCUCCACCCUCUGGUCGGGGCCUCCAUGGACUCCUGCUACGACGCGGAGGGCGCCCCCGGCCGCUGCAUGCCCAGGUUUGAGAACGUGGCCUUCAAUCGCAGCGUGGAGGCGUCCAACGUGUGCGGCUCGCCGCCCGAGGAGUACUGCAUGCAGACGGCGUCCGACCGUUCGUGCCACACCUGCGACUCGUCGGACCCGAACCUGAGCCACGGCGCCGCCUUGCUGACGGACUUCCACAGAAACGACGAGUCGACGUGGUGGCAGAGCCAGUCCAUGCACUUCGCAGUCCAGUAUCCGAACUCUGUCAACCUCACACUUCGCCUGGGAAAGGCCUUCGAGAUAAGCUACGUCCGACUGAAAUUCUACACCAGUCGGCCCGAGAGCUUCGCCAUCUACAAACGCACCGAGGUCGACGGACCUUGGCUGCCCUAUCAGUUCUACAGCGCCUCCUGCCGGGACACCUACGGAAAAGAUGAGAAGGGCUUCCUUCGCCAAGGAGAUGAUGAAAGGACGGCUUUAUGCACCGGAGAGUUCAGCGACAUCUCCCCUCUUACUGGCGGGAACGUGGCCUUCUCCACCCUGGAAGGACGACCCAGUGCCUACAACUUCGACCAGAGCCUGGUGUUGCAGGAAUGGGUGACGGCCACCGACCUGCUCAUCUCGCUGGACAGGCUGAACACCUUCGGGGACGAGGUCUUUAAGGACGCCCAAGUGCUGCGCUCCUAUUUCUACGGCAUCUCUGACUUCUCUGUGGGUGGAAGAUGCAAGUGUAACGGCCACGCCAGCGAGUGCGCGCAGGCGGAGCACGGCGGAGGCGGCCUGGUCUGCGCCUGCCAGCAUCACACCGCCGGGGACGACUGCCAGAGAUGCCAGGACUUUUACCAGGACAGACCCUGGGCUCGGGCCACUGGGGACGCGGCCAACGAGUGUUUGCGUUGCGACUGCAGCGGGAGAUCGGACCGGUGCGUGUUGGACAUGGAGCAGUUCCGGCGCACGGGCAGCGGGGGGCGCUGCCUGGACUGCGGGGGCAACACGGACGGCGCCCACUGCGAGCGCUGCCGGGAGAACCACUACAGGAAGUCACCCGGCGAGGAUUGCCUGCCCUGCGACUGCGACAGAGACGGCUCGGCCAGUCUCCAGUGUGACGGCGAGGGUCGCUGCGCAUGUGCCGGCGGCGUAACGGGGGACCAGUGCGACACCUGUCAAGAUGGCUUCCACUCGCUAGGCCCCGGUGGCUGCAGGCCGUGCCGGUGCGCCCCCGCUGGGAGUGUCGGCGUGUGCUCGCCGCUGGACGGCCGCUGUGGCUGCAAGGCCAACGUGGAGGGAGGGAGCUGCGGCAGAUGCAAGCCAGGCUUUUUCAACCUGCAAGAAAUCAACCCGGCGGGCUGCCAGCCGUGUUUCUGCUGGGGCCACUCGCUGGCGUGCUCCUCGUCCCAUCGCUUUGUCGCUGUCAACAUCACUUCGGAUUUCACGGAAGAUCAGGACGGCUGGCUGGGCCAGUUCUCCGGCGGGCGCCAUUCCCCCCUGCUGUGGAAGGAGGGUGAGGUGUACUUACUACCCCUCUCUGAAGACGACCUGGGUGUUUACAGAGCCCCCGACAAGUUCCUGGGUGGUCAAGUCCACAGCUACGGCCAGCUCCUCUCCAUCACCUUCACCUCCGAGACCCGGGGGCUGCUUCCCGACCGCCUCACCUUGCUGCUGGAGGGCGCCGGAAUCGCGCUGGACGCCGACCUUUCACCCGGGACGGCGCACGAGGGCUCGCGGCCGCCGCGCAGCUCCUUCGUGGUCAGGCUGGAUGAAAGCGAGGCGAGCUUCAAACCCAAGUUGUCCGCCUUCGAAUUCCAGCGUCUUCUUUUCAACGUGACAGCUCUGCACAUCAGCAACGCGGGCGGACCCGACUACACGCCCCAGCUGGCCGAAGUGCGUCUGACCUCUGCUUCUCCCGCCACCGAUGCUGCCACCGGCUCCCCCGCUCCGUGGGUGGAAUCCUGUUCCUGUCCCAUCGGUUUCGGCGGCCAGUUCUGCGAGCGAUGCGGCCCGGACUUCACCAGGGAGUCCCCCGGCGCCGGACCUUUCUCCGCCUGCGUGCCGUGCAACUGCCACCAGCAUGGAACUUGCCACCUGGAGACCGGCGUCUGCGAGUGCUCAGACUUCACCGCCGGGACCAACUGCGAGCGCUGCCUGGACGGUUACUAUGGCAACGCGCUGGCCGGCACGCUGGGCGACUGCCGGCCGUGCCCUUGCCCCGACCGCAGCAGCUGUGUCCUGGUCCCUGGGACCACACAGGUGGUCUGCACCGACUGUCCUGCAGGGCAGACAGGAACCCGCUGCCAGAUGUGCGACGACGGAUUCUACGGCGACCCGCUGGGACAAUCGGGGGCGGUGCGCCCGUGCGGCCCGUGCGACUGCAGCGGCAACGUGGACGCCAACGCGGUGGGCGUGUGCGACCACCUGACGGGCCGCUGCCUGAAGUGCACGGGACACACCGAGGGCGAGCGCUGCCAGCUCUGCCGCCACGGUUACUACGGCGACGCUCGUAGCGACGCCGCCGGACCGAAGUGCAAACCGUGCAGCUGCAGCCUGGCCGGGACCUCCAGCCGUGCGAACCAGUGCCACCCCCAGACAGGAACCUGCGACUGCCUCGCUCACGUGACGGGGCGAGACUGCAGCCAGUGUGAGGACGGCUUUUUCAACCUGCGACCCGGCGUGGGUUGCGAGAGGUGCACGUGCAACCCCGUCGGCUCCUUUGCCGCCGCCUGCCACCCGAUCACGGGCCAGUGUUUGUGCCGCGCCGGCGUGGACGGGAGGCCGUGUGGCUCGUGUCGAGUGGGCUUCUUCGGAUUCUCCUCACGUGGAUGCAGAGCCUGUAACUGUGACCCGAUGGGCGCCGCCGCCAUGCAGUGCCACGCCAACGGGACCUGUCCCUGCCGGCCCGGCUUCACGGGCUACAAGUGUGACAAGUGCGAGCUCAACUUUUUCCACAACAGAGAAACGCACCAGUGUGAGGAGUGCCCGCUUUGCUACGGACUGGUGCAAAAACAGGCGGAGAAGCUGAGGGCGCGCGUGCAGGAUUUAGAGAAGCUCCUCGCUCGCUUCGACUGCCGAGGAAGAUACGGGAAGCAGCGCCACCCGGCGAGGUAUCGAACGGACGGGCCUCAGGGGGACCGGGGGCUGCCCAACGCUCUGGAGGAGUUCCUGGCCUUCCAAGAGGCUCGCGAGGCCUUCAUAGAGCGCUUCUCCUCGCUGGGAGCAUCGACGGGCGCGCUCGUAGCCCAGCUGCGACGCCUGACAGGCGCUUUGAACUGCGGCGAAGGGCGGGCGGAGAGCGGAGGGGCGUGCGGAACGUUGGCCGCGCUGGCGUCCGUCGUCGGAGCGUCGCGGAAGCAUCUGGAGCAGGCCACGCUCGACCUGGACGCCAUGGUCUUCCCUUUCGAGGCGGCGCCAGGACCUAACAAAUGGAACAUGAUGGUCAACGAGUCCCAAGUCCUGAAGGAAAGUCAUGGCGAAAGUGCCGGGCGUAUCGAGGCCGUGGCCGGCAGGGCGCUGGCCGCCUCCAAGCGCACUUAUAAUUUGCUGAUGGACCUCUUGCGGGACAACUCCACCGAGGACUACAUCGGGGAGCUCACCCAGCGAAUAACACUCAUGCAGCAGCAGAGGGACAACAUGACCGCCCGGGCCAGCCAGACCGCGGCCCAACACGCCUCCCUGCAGGAGGACGCCGCCGGCUUGGAUCUGGCCCUGAAGAACAUCACGUCGUCCUUCCCUCAGCUGGAGACGCGCCUCGCCGGACCCUCAGUGGACGCCCACUCAACACAGUCUCUUCUGCAAAAGACCCAAGAACUGGAUCAGCACCUUCAGUCCCAAGACGCUGUCAUCAGCAAGAUCAGAAGCGACACGCGACCUCUCGUCGAGUCCUUUCACGAGAAAAAGGAGUCUUUGGACGACGUCGCCGAGCUGCAAGCUCGUGCUCAAGGGGCCAAGGUCCUGGCUUUGACCUCGGUGGUGGCUGGGAAAGAGGUGGAGUCCGAAGCCAUCAGCCUGCAUAGAGAUCUAAACAACAUGGUGCGAGAGUGGCCCCAUCGACAGGCCCAGACCAAAGCUGCCAUGAAGAAGGAGAGGCCCCUGAAGGACAAAGUUCUCGCUGUGGUCACCAAAAGGAUCUCUGAGAUUGAAACCAUACUAGAACCCGCUCUGGAGAACUCCAGCCUGGCCAGGAACGCCUCCGGGGAAGCGGAACUCACCGCAAAUAUUGUGGCUCAGGAAUCCAAAGGUGUGCUGACGCAGGCCAAGCACACGAGGACGGCCUGCGCUCACCUGGGCUCCAACCUGCAGUCGGCCGUCCAGCGUCUGGCCGAGCAGGAGGCGCUCACUGAGAGCGCCGACUCCCUCGUGCCCACCGAGACGGCGCCCUCUCUGGCCGGCGUGAGGGAGGACAUGGAGGCGGCCCGGCGGCAGUUGGAGGCGUACUCUCUCACCCUGACGGAGCUCAUCGGCAAAAUCGACGGGGGCGUGCCGCUGGAGCGCUUCGACCGCAUCCUGAACGAGACGGCGCGGCGCCUGAGCGCGCUCCGCGGCAGCGUGGAGAGCCCGGCGCUGGGCGCCAAGAUCCACAAGCUGCGCUCGGCGGCCAGGGAGCAGCGGAGCCGACUGUCCCUGCUGGACCAGGACGUGCAGGAGAUGCUGGAGGAGAGGGACAGUCUCAGGGACAUUUCCUUAAACCUGCCCCGGUCUUGCCCGCAGGCCGGCGGGGCGGGACGAGGCUAAGUCCACCGCACUGGAGAGUCUUCCGAAAGGAGCCUGCUUCCCCCCCCGUCCUGCCAUAGGGUGUCUCCUCUUUGCCCGCAGGUACGAUUCCUGCGUCGUUGCCUCUUGGGAACGCUCACGCCGCAGCUUUGAUUUCCCCGCCAGUGGGCCACAGAAUCCCUUGUCAAGGAUUGAAACAGUAAUAAACCUUGUUUUUUUGUGUUCCAG